AUUCCGCUGCCGCACUACCAACCUUUAGCAUUUCUGUCCGAAUGUUUUUAAUCAUUUGUCUGGCUGAGUUUAACAAUUAUUAUUUAAGUAAAAAUUGUCGAAGUUUGCAACUGCAAUUUUACAAAUUUUGUGUAAAAUAAUUAUGUUACGUAGUGUCAUCGUUUCGGAAAAGUUGAUCGAAGAAGUUAAGAAGAGACCCGCGUUGUACGACGGCAGAACGCACGGAAGCGCUGACGCGAGUGUUCGGAAAGCGCACUGGGAAGAAAUCACAAAGGAUAUUUUCAGUCAGGUUUGGGACACGUCCAGCAUUAACGAAAAGGACGCUUUAGUUAAAGAAGUUCAGGUGAAGUGGAAAUCUCUCAGAGAUGCAUAUAACCGCGUAAGAAAACAAGAGAAAGAAGAUCAGUUAAAAGGCGUUACAAAGAAUAGGAAAAAGUACGUCUUCUAUGAUCAGCUUUCUUUUUUAGAACCUGUAUCUAAAAGUUAUUUCAGUGCAUAUAGUCCAAACGCAAUUUUUCUGCCAGAAGAUCGAAACGACGAUAGUAUGGACAAUAGUAACAUAUCCUUUGAAAACCCCACUAUUUUAAAAACAGAUCAAGAUAUUUACGAUUCCAAUACUGGAAUGAAACCUGGCGAUGAUAUACUGUUAGGUCAUCAUGACUCUGAAGAUCGCUUGUCCACAAUUUUAACAGAGCUUGUUAAAAUUCAGAAAGAAGAUCGAGCAGAUGACAGAAUGGGAAACAAAAAGUUUCUUUUAUCGCUUCUACCUUUUAUGGAAAAACUUCCUGAUGAUGUAAAUCUAGAAGUACGUCUUCAGCUAAUGAGUAUACUGCAAACUUAUUCUAACGGUGAAAGUUUCAUGAGAUCUUAGGAUAAAAAAAACGAACAUUCCUGUAUAUUUAUAGAUAGGUAUAGUAAUUUUAGAGUGUUGGGUGAAGUUUCUUUAUUGGUGCCUGAAUAUGCUGUUUGAAAAAUAAAAACUUUUUAUAU
Zophobas morio is the source of this 990-nucleotide messenger RNA. RefSeq lists its product as uncharacterized. Lineage: Eukaryota; Metazoa; Arthropoda; Insecta; Coleoptera; Tenebrionidae. Gene Ontology annotation, molecular function: DNA binding. The transcript is spliced from 3 exons. The record is from RefSeq and is a predicted model, not a curated record. Gene Ontology annotation, biological process: regulation of transcription by RNA polymerase II. The coding region runs from base 143 to 871 and encodes 242 amino acids. Gene Ontology annotation, cellular component: nucleus; transcription regulator complex.